AUGACUCCUGGAGAAUCCGCUCAAGGCUCUGCAGGGACGCCGCCAGCGACCAUAGGCGGGCCAGGGUCGCCGUGGGAAUUCUCCUCAUCGGCGGAAGCAACGCGGACGAGCGGGCACGGUGAGACGACACGGCGAGAUCACGCGGAGCAGGAAGAGGACGCGGCGGUUCAUACUGAGCCCACGGCAGCCCGCCACCAGCACCUACGAAGCCCAUUCCCGCAGGCAGCGGCCGAUCUGAGCGCGCCGGGGAUCCGAAUGGAUUGUGAGGCAGGAGCGCGGAGAGAGGGACGACGGGAGCAGCGCGAGGAGCUGGGGGUGACGCCGACCCCGCACGUGAGCGACGAAGCUCCUUCUCCACGUCAUCAAGCCUAUCCAGAAGACGGCGCUCCAUUGCGGACGGCGCUGGACGCGCUUUUCCCCCGCGACCAUAACCUCCCCGCCGCCCGCGACGCCCCCGACCACUUGCGUCCGAACGCACAGGCGACUGCUGGCGAGACGAGCCCAGCUGACGCUGGCGUUCAGGGGAACGGACCACGCGACGAGGAGAGUCGAGCCGUGGACGCUUCGAGGGACGUGGCGAACGCGGAGGCGAUCGAGGACGGGACGACUGGCGUACGGGCGAACGGUGACGAGAAUGAGGGCGAGCGGGCGAACGGUGGCGGUGUGACCUGCGAUCACGCGAACGACUCCGUGACGCCACGCGACGAGGCGAACGCGGCGACCGCGGGCCAGCGUGAAGACCUUCCCUGCGGCUCUCCCGCCUAUCGCCGCGAAUCACAGAUGAACGUCGGCGAGGGGAAUGCUCCUGGUGCGCCACACCCACUCCGCCGUAGCGCUCGGCGGACGCCGCGUGAGCAGGCUCCGGCUGAGGCAGGGACCGGCCCCCGCGCGAGGUCAGAGCGCGCUGCUGAUCUUCGAAACGACGGCGGAUCCGAUCCGCAGACGCCGGCGGCGCGACAGGCACGCUCGCGGCAGGGCGCGCAGGAGGAAGUGGGCGGGGAGCUGGAUCGCUCUCCGCGGCUCGCCCCAAGGCAGGAGCUUCAAGGGAACUCAUCGGUACGUCGGGAAGAGGGCGCGCGGACACUCAGCGGCCGACAAGUCGGCGGAAGAACAGCAGGCCGCGGAAGGAGAGCUGCGGGACGCGGGGGGAGAGCACGUGGGGGUGGACCGGAAAACGUGUACCAGCAGGCGGGGAGGCGGGCUUUAAACGAGAUGAGCGGUGAUAAUGAAACCUCCACUUCAGACAGUAGCUUUGUAGCAGCCGAGUCCACUGACUCGACUUCCAGCUCUGAGUCCUUGGACGACGAGCAGCUUCAGACUCCUGCUCGAGCGGGCAGAGCAGCAGCAGCAGCAUCUCACAUGGCGGGGGGAGCUGCAGCACCCGAUGACAUUGGUGUCAUCGCUAGGGCAGAGGGGUUGGCACGACGUGGCAGCCUACGACGCGCCGUGAUGGCACUUGAAGCCACGCCAGUCAGCACCCCCUCUCCAACUGUGCUGGAGGCCCUGCGCGCCAAGCACCCACCUGCGCCCGCCUCCCCACCUGACUGGAACUUUCCAGAACCUGACCCUCACCUAUCGGCACCGUUUGCUGUCUUCUCCAAGGUGCUGGGAAGCUGCGAGAUGGGGGUGGGAGCGGGCCCCUCAGGAACAACUUUCGAACACUUACGCGAUGCAGCGCUGAUCAACCACUCCGUUGGGAAACACCUGCACGCGCUAGUCAACACGAUAUUAACAGGAAAAUUACCUCCUGCGGUGGCUGAGCUCCUCACCGCCUCAAGAUUGAUUGCCCUGAGCAAGCCCGAUGGGGGGACGCGACCAAUUGCCAUCGGCGAGAGCAUAACACGCCUGGCAGCUAAGACGGCGCUUACUUUGACUGCAGGGGCCGCUCGUGUAUUCUUCCUACCGCACCAGUUCGGCGUGGCAGUCCCUGGCGGGGCGGAGGCGAUUAUCCACAUCACACGCACGUACCUCACGGUGAACACAGGAGCUUUGGUCCUACAGGCUGAUCUGGCGAACGCAUUUAACAGCGUUAACCGCGACGCCAUCAUCACAUCUCUUCGGGACUCCUCUCUCGCUUCACUUUUACCGUUAGUUAAACUGCUGUACGGCCUUCCUUCGGCUCUAUGUCUGGACGCUGGCUUCUCACACCCACCUCUGCUGAGCGAGACCGGGGUGCGGCAGGGAGAUCCCCUCGGCCCGUUGCUGUUCGCUGCCGCCAUACACCCAGCGCUGACGAAAACGACGCUCAGCUUCCCCUCCGUGGUCUGUCUAGCCUAUGCGGACGACGUAACUUUUCUUGGGGAUGCAGCCAUGUGCGCGGCGGCAUUUGAGGACUUCACAGGAAACCUCGGGGAGAUCGGGCUGCGCCACAACCCAGCCAAGUGCGCGGCCUGGUCUCAGGCUGGCCAGCAGGGAGCAGCGCUUCCAGUGGGCGUACCUUUCACAAAAGAUGGGGUGAAGGUGCUUGGCAGCUUCAUCGGUGGCAGCGACGCAACCGCCGCGUUCCUACGUGCCAGCCUCGACACCAUGGGAGUGCCGCUGCCCUUAAUCGCGCGGAUGGAGCCGCAGCUGGCUUCCCUCCUGCUCUCACGGUGCAUCUCACGGCGGAUCGCUUACGUCGCCCGCACCACGCCGCUUUCGGCCCUGCCAGUCGAGGAGUGGUCAGACUGGGGUAAAAAGCUGUUUGAGACGUUGCUGACUGCCUGCGGCAUUCGCCACCCACGGGGGGAGGCCGAGAUUUCACGUACCUGGGCGCAAGCGUCACUCCCCAUCUCGCUCGGUGGUUUGGGACUCACAGACCCUUCGGUGGAGGGUCGUGUUGGGUUCCUUGCAAGCUACACGCAAGCGCAGCACCUGCUCACCUCCAUUGAUGAGUCGGCCGUCGGCGCCUUGGCGGAAACGCGGGUCCAGAUGAGCGAACAGCGGGAUAGGGGGAUGGAAGUGGGGCAGGGGAAGGGAGGUGGGAUAGGGGGAUGGAAGUGGAACAGGGGAAGGGAGGUGGGAUAG
This is a messenger RNA of Closterium sp. Naga37s-1, 3006 nucleotides long. Lineage: Eukaryota; Viridiplantae; Streptophyta; Zygnematophyceae; Desmidiales; Closteriaceae. The record is from the annotation of a GenBank genome assembly.